UUAUUUUUCAGUCUCUCUUUCUCUUAAGAACGCCUAUUUUCUUUCUUUCUUUUCUUUUUUCUUUUUUUUAACCUUUUUAAUCAUCCCUCUCUGUUUCUCCUUGUGCCACUCUUUCUGUGCUGCUUCAGAGGAAUGCAGUAUGAAGCAAGCUGUGGUUCUUUGGCUGUUGAUACUUGCAGCUCUGCUCCAAGUCACAGUCCAGGGUCCACACCAGCGUUUUCUGCUCAGAGAGCUAAUGAGAGACUACAACCCCAUGGAAAGACCAGUGGCCAACGACUCCCAGACACUCACUGUUCAGUUCUCCUUCACUCUAAUGCAGGUCAUGGACGUGGAUGAAAAGAAUCAGAUCCUCACAACAAAUGCCUGGCUGCAGAUGCAGUGGUAUGACCACUACCUCCAGUGGAACCAGUCCGAAUAUCCUGGAGUCAAGAACCUUCGUUUUACUCCUGACCAGGUUUGGACACCUGACAUACUGCUAUACAACAGUGCUCAUGAUAAGUUUGAUGCCACCUUUAAGACCAAUGUGCUGGUUAAUUCCAGUGGCUUCUGUGAGUAUCUGCCUCCAGGAAUAUUUGUCAGCACAUGUAACGUGGAUGUAAGAUGGUUUCCAUUUGACAUCCAACGCUGUGAGUUAAAGUUUGGAUCAUGGACCUUCGAUGGCUGGCUGCUGGACAUCCAGAUGAAGGAGGCAGAUGUCUCAGGAUACAUGCCCAAUGGAGAGUGGGAUCUUCUGGAGGUCCCUGGAGAUCGUCAUGAGGUUUUUUAUGACUGCUGUGCAGAGCCCUACCCUGAUGUUACAUUUGUGGUGACAUUACGAAGGAGAACCCUGUUCUACGCUCUCAACCUCCUCAUCCCCUGUGUGCUCCUCUCCUCUAUGACCCUGCUAGUUUUCCUGCUACCCGCAAAUUCAGGGGAGAAAAUCAGCCUCGGCAUCACUGUUCUGCUUUCUCUGACGGUCUUCAUGCUGAUGGUUGCAGAGAUCAUGCCUGCCACUUCAGAUUCUGUACCACUGAUUGGUCAGUACUUUGCCAGCACCAUGGUGAUUGUCGGGAUGUCAGUGGUGGCCACAGUCAUUGUCUUGCAGUUUCAUCACCACAGCCCUGAUAAUGGACAUAUGCCACGUUGGGUGCACUUGGUUCUGCUGCAGUGGGUCCCGUGGUUUCUGAGAAUGAAGCGUCCAGGUGAGGGUGCAGAGCCUACACUUUCCAGCAGCCAAGCAGACUCUCAGAGUAAGACCCUGUCCUCUCCAACCACCACCACAACCACCACCACCAUCCCCACCCCGGCACCCUCCAUCCUCCCACAGAGCCUCAGCUCCCUCCAGGCCAGCCUUGUGCAACUCAGCCACCCUCUGUCAUACCCACUUCCUAUCAGGCCCAACUCCCAGGCUGUAAUCCUCCCCAGCCACAGAGACCCCAGCUUCAAUCCACAGCCUCAGCCUAAUGGCCAUCUUCCUUACAUGGGCUUCCAGACCUUCCAGACCACUGCUGAACUGGAACCAUUACAGAGGGGCAGGACCACCAGUAAUGGGAGGAGUAACACUGGAGGAGGAGAAGGAGAUGGUGGAGCUGCAGUAGAAGGAGGAGGACCAGUUGGAGAUAUACCAAUACAUCACCAUCUUCAAUCUUCCAAAUUUGGGAGCCCCCCACUGGAACCCCCAGUCUCUCCAGACCCAGACCCAUCAGCCACAACCUCUGGGCCCUGUGGCUUGGAGGCUGGUGGUAUGAGAUCAACGGUCCUCCACACCUCCAGCGGGAUUAGCCGAUCUGUUGCAGUGGAUAACCAGCUGCAGGCUCUUUUGGUGGAGGUGCAGUUUUUAGUUGAACGCGUUCGCGAGCAGGACCGCCAGCUGAGUCUGGCAGAGCAGUGGCAGUUUGCUGCAGCUGUCAUUGACCGACUUUGCCUGGUUGGCUUCAGUGUUUUCAACAUCAUCUGUACCAUUGCUAUCCUCAUGGCUGCACCCAACUUUGGAAUAGCACUGUCAAAAGACUUCCUCUGAGAGGUAAAAUAAACCCCCCAGAUUUUAUAAAAAGAGAGGUGUGACAAGGUUUGAUGGAAGCACAACUGCUGUCAGCGACAUUGGGACACAGAAUUGUGAAUAUUUCCCAUUUUGUAACCUGGAGUGGAAUAUGGACCUUCAAACAUUAUCGCUCAUUUUCCUCAUGGAACAUAGACAUGCUCCCAUUUACAUAGCUGCUAAUAGUGGGGGUUGGUUUGUGGACUGAUGCCAUGAUUUUCUUAAAUUUAACAUUUCAAUCAGAAAAGGUUUGAGAAUAAGGUCCUCAGAAGAAAGUCUGCUGUGUAACUGUGUGACCUCAGUGGAACACCACAUGGAGAUACCGAGUUCUGAGGAAGUUGAUACUGAUAUACUGCAUGUCAAAUGAUGAGCUUUAAACUCAAGCAGAAUUAGCAGUUCUAAACUUCAUAGUAUUGUACUCCACUAGUUAUCAAUGGAAGUGCAACCCUUGUGCCUGCAGUUCAAAUAUAAAUUCAUAGAAAUGUAACUGAUGCUGAUUAAGUGAUGAAGGUACACAAUUUCACACUGAUUAUGGCAGAGGCAGUGUCCAAGACUUUGUCCAAGACUGGCAGUUGCAGUGCUAAGAGACCUCAGUCAUUUUAAUGAUGAAGAGAACUCAGUGUUCAAUCGCUAGCUGGUGCUGACAGUGCUAAGUGUUCUUAUGAUCAGCAGGUCUUCUGCAUGUAAGGACUAAAGCACCUCUGUAGCUGCAGUCAGGCUCCAGUAAAGGUAAUUUUUGUAGGAAGAAGGGUAGAGUGAGGUUUAUCAGCACCAUAUACAUUUAUUCAUCAUGCCUUCAAGAGGGGUUUCUUGCUUUUGUUUGAUUUUUCUUUUUUUUUUUUUAAUUAGUCUUAAAGGUUAAUUUAUUUGCAUUAUGUAUUAGGAAACCCCAACAAGUGUUUUUUUUUUUUUUUAUUUGUUAAGAAAGACUAAACAGAGCUGAAACUACCAACAGGACUGCAUUAAAUAGCACACUGAUUAGACAGUAAUGGUGAGAGAUGUAGUGUUGUUCCACUGAGACAUAAUAAAUAUACCCAAACAAAGCUGGGAUAAUAAUAUCCCAGUGUCCAUUUCUAGAGUAGACAUUGAAUCCUAACAAAUUGCCAACACUUUUACUAAAUUUAUCAUAUGUAUUCCAGCCAUACUGGAUUCUGGAUUGUUAACCUUGUCAUGGUAUUCUGUUGUUUGGUUUAAGUUUUUUCUUAGAUAGGAUGUCAAAAAUGAUUGGAGUGAGCAAUUUCCCACAUUAAAUUUGUUUUACAAAGAUAAAAUUCAAAAUAAUGAAACCAUUAAAUCAUAUGAAGUUAGCACAAAAAGUAAGGAACAUUUGUGACUGGUCGAUUAUUUCUCCCCUUUGAGGAUACCAAGUGAUGUAAUACAUCACUGGAAAGUUUGAUUAGUCACCUUUACAACAAGGUACAAUUUGUUAGGAUGAUGCUUCUUGAGAAUUGGGUAGUGCCCAAAAAACGUACCAAAGUCCUCUGCAAUAUUCUCUUGGUAAUUACUCUUGUUUUGAGAUUUAAGUGCUGCUGAUGUGUGUCACUCACAGAUGUACCACUGCUACCUGAUUGGCACUAAAUGAUAUCGGCACAUAUUGGAAUGAGAUUCUGGAGCCAGGAUCACUCCUGGCUCCAGAAUCUGGAACAUAACUUCAUCCUCCAGGAUGACAACGCUCUCUCCUAUAGAGCCAGGAUCAUCACAAAGUACCUCCACAAUUUGGGAGUGGAAGGAUGAAAUAGCCUGCUGUGAGUCCAGACCUCAAACCAACUGAGAACUAGUUGACCUAGUUGACUAGUGGACGCUCACUAACCAUCAACAACUUCAUCAACAACCUUAAUUUAUAUGCUAAGUUUAUACAUUGGGAUGAUGAAAUUAUGCAUUCAUUUUUGCAUCACUGUUUCUAGACAUGUUUACUUCAUAUUAAGAUGUCAGUGUCAUAAUACUAUGUAAUAGAAUAUAUUUAAUAUUUUUUGUCUACAACUUAACUUAAUUAGUGCAUCAAUGUGAAAAACUCAAUAAAAAAGGCUCUACUUUCUGAUUAGACUCACAUACCAGGGAUUAUCUAUUUAAGCAUUUUAGUCCAGUAAAUGCCCAGUUGUUUUGUUUUGUUUUUGUUUUCUUUUCAAACAAUUAUUAUUAAAUUUAUGUGUCUCAAAGAGGAGCAAACUGUGGUAUGUGAAUAGUAUGUGAGGGAGAAAAUUAUAGGUCAGAUGUGCUUGGACAAGACACAUAAAUAUAAUUCCACCAAUCUCUUAGCAAAAUCAGUAUGUUUUCAGAGCAUCUCUGUGGUUUUGACUCUGAAUCCCAAACAUAACAGCUAAUAUAUAGAAAUGCUGAAACACUUGAAUAUGGAUUGUG
This is a messenger RNA of Melanotaenia boesemani (Boeseman's rainbowfish), 4375 nucleotides long. Its product is annotated as neuronal acetylcholine receptor subunit alpha-7-like. The record is from RefSeq and is a predicted model, not a curated record. Gene Ontology annotation, cellular component: postsynaptic membrane; synapse; neuron projection. The transcript has 10 exons. NCBI's taxonomy places the organism in Eukaryota, Metazoa, Chordata, Actinopteri, Atheriniformes, Melanotaeniidae. Bases 140 to 1999 code for a protein of 619 amino acids. Gene Ontology annotation, molecular function: acetylcholine-gated monoatomic cation-selective channel activity; transmembrane signaling receptor activity. Gene Ontology annotation, biological process: monoatomic ion transmembrane transport; signal transduction; chemical synaptic transmission.